Molecule: messenger RNA, 726 nt
Organism: Cylindrotheca closterium
Lineage: Eukaryota; Bacillariophyta; Bacillariophyceae; Bacillariales; Bacillariaceae
Source: the annotation of a GenBank genome assembly
AUGUUUGUUCAACUUGUGAGGCAUUACGAAUCCAAAGAUUACAGAGACAAAUUCAUCUCUGAUUGCACUGCAAUCCGACACUACAACACUUCCACUGGAGAACACAAUGCUUCAGCACUCCCACAUGGAGAGUACAUGAUGAGUGGGUUUAGUCUCAGUCUUGUGGAGAAAAAAUUUCUUGAUGCAAUAAUUACAGGGCUAAGAUUGGUUGAACCGAAUUUUGGUAUCUCAAGUUCUAACUGCGGCUGUAUCCGAACGGUAAAUGGAAUGUAUCAUCAGCCAUCUCACCUGGAUCAUGGAAUGUUCCGGAUGCAGGACAAAGAGGGACAAGCCAAGGCUUUCAUUGGACACAUUGGUCUCAUGCCAGAGGGAUGCCUUCUCAGGCUAGAUCUACUUACAGACAAGGCAAUGAUGUAUAUUAGUAAGGGAGAGGAGAUUCCUCAAGAUCUGGCCCUCUGGACAGAACUGAAGUUUGUACAUGUCCCAUAUGGGGCAUUCUUGUUAAUCAAUGCAAGGCAGUUCCAUGGUGGUCACUAUGGAUCAGAUGAUGCACUUAGGUUCCACUGUUUCCUCUCAACAUUGCCAUGGGAAAGCAACAACAAGACAGAUGAGAUAUGUCUCCUUCCACGGAUGACUGAGUCUGGGGCUGUUCCGCCUCCAAAGACAGCUACUUUGGAUUUGAAAGGAAUGAUGGAAAUGAUGAGCACAACAAGGCUAUCAUUAUAG